GGACAGAAGUGCUGUGAUGUGAAGUCAAGCUCUCAGCUGCUCCUCAGUGGGCGGGUCUUACCUGCACUAUAAAAAGCCAUGCAAGUUUCAGUGAUAGGGGAAGUGCGAAAUAUAUGACAGGAAACUGUUGACUCUCUUCCCAAUCUGAAGAUGUCGAGGCUCACUCUGUGGUUGUCAGUCGGGGUGUUUAUGUGGGGAUUUGCUUCUGGCUUAAUCACGUGUCCUGAUGGGAGUACUUGCUCAGACAUCGCUACCUGCUGCAAGACUGAGCGUGGAUAUGGCUGCUGUCAGUAUCCAAAAGCGGUGUGCUGCGCAGACAUGCUCCACUGCUGUCCGUCAGGGUAUCGCUGUAACCUGGUGACACAGCUGUGUGAGAAACUGGACCAGCCGUGGCUGAGCAUUCCCAUGGUGAAGAAGGAUGCUGCACAGAAACUCACAUAUCCUUUCCUCUAUAAACCAGCGCUGCCUUCAGUACCUGCCUUUGUCAUCCCUAUGUCAGAGGACACAGAGAGCAUGAAUGAGAUACCAGAGCCAGCUCUAACACACGUCGGCUCCCCUGAGGUCCAAGUCAUUCGCUGUGAUUCUCUACAUUACUGCCAGGGGGGGAUGUCUUGCUGCCAGGCAUCCACAGGCCAGUGGAACUGCUGUCCCUACCCACUGGGCCAGUGUUGUGCAGAUGGUCUGCACUGCUGUGAGUAUGGAUACACCUGUGAUGCCUCCUCCUUGAAAUGCAGAAAUUCUUACUCUUGAGAUUUCUCAGGGCUGCACAAAUAAUGUUGAAACACGAUGCUGAAUGUUGAAAUUGCACUGUAACAGUUUAGAUCUUUUUUUUAUAUAUUUUUUUAAAUUUUUAAAUACUGUUACUUCAAGAUUUGUCAAGAUUUUGCUGAAAAUUAUUACACACACUGCCACAUCUGAGAUAGAAGCCGAUCAGCCUCACAAGAAGACAGCGAGCGGGCAAUUGAUGUUAUAUCCACGUAAGAUUACUUUAAGUAUCCGUUGGCUGUUUUGUGUUUAAAUUGAUGCUGCUGCGUCACUGGACAGUCACCAUUUAACUUCACAAAUUAGCUUCAAAAGAUUUCCUGCAACCAUUUAUUUCCACUGAGGUCAUGUUGAAAAUGUCUAAUGUCUGGAUUCUUUUCAUAAACUGAAAAAUCAAAGGCUUUUCUGCUAUUUUCAAGUCAAAUUGUGGCGUUUUUGUAUUGAAAGUUAAAAACAUAAGAAUAUUUCCAAAUAAAAAUGAUAGAAAUGUGA
Molecule: messenger RNA, 1254 nt
Organism: Oreochromis aureus
Lineage: Eukaryota; Metazoa; Chordata; Actinopteri; Cichliformes; Cichlidae
Product: progranulin-like
Exons: 5
Coding region: 151-750 (199 amino acids)
Cellular component (GO): extracellular region
Source: RefSeq, a predicted model, not a curated record